Molecule: messenger RNA, 2898 nt
Organism: Annulohypoxylon maeteangense
Lineage: Eukaryota; Fungi; Ascomycota; Sordariomycetes; Xylariales; Hypoxylaceae
Exons: 5
Coding region: 108-2669 (853 amino acids)
Source: RefSeq, a predicted model, not a curated record
CCUCCUGCCGUGCCACCUACUUGCCUAGGCAAGCUCUCUAAAAGGAUCUAACGUUGAAGGGUUGCGUCAAUAUCCGCUCGAGUGCUCCUCCCAUCCUCAAUUCUAAUAUGAAUCAACCCGUUGCCGCCGCUGCCUUGGAACCGGGAGGAUUCCCAAGUAACGGCGGUGUAGGAGGGAACUAUUCGAGGCCUGUUUCCGGUAGUUACUUUGCGUACCACCAGCCACAAAGAACGCACGUCGAUGACGAAACUCUGUCCAACACUCUAGCCAAUUCUUACACUGCACCGCCUCAACCCUCUCAACCGUCUCAGAACAACGACAACCGCCAACCCAAGUUUACCGAAGAGUGGGAUGCGAGCGCGAGAGGAAGCUCGGUCGCAGACGGUCCAACAUCUCAGCAGAAUCAUUAUCCGCAGUCUACAAUGCAGCGCGCCAAUUCCGUCUCCUCGCGACAAGACGUCAUCACCGGCGACAAUGCGAGCGUUCAUGGUAUGUCCUUAUCAAGAGGGAAUACUUUAAAGAAAAAGAACUCGUUACGUAGGAGUGGAAGUCUCAAGCGUAGUAGCAGUCGCAGGAGCAUGAAGGCCGGUAGUGUUAGGAGCCUCGCCCUUCAGAGCUCUCAUGACUCGGACGAAAUUCACAGUGCAUUCUACUGUCCCGUACCGACCUCGGGUAGUCCUACGGAAUUAUUAUCCAAUAGAUUUCAAGCAUGGAGAAAAACCCUCAAAGAUCUCAUUGCGUAUUUUCGUGAAAUACAAUCUCACUAUGAGCAUCGAUCUAAAUCUCUCCUCAAACUUGCCAAUGUCCUCAACAACACGUCCACGCCACCCGGCUUCCUUGCAUCCGGCGGGAUAGAUGAUGCGCUCCAAAUCCUAAGGAAUUAUCACAAGAACGCAAUCGCAGAGGCCAAUAAAGCUCGAGAAAUCGAGGAAGAUGUUAUCUUGGCAUUGACUGGUCUAAGAAGCGAUCUUAACCAGAAGAUAAAAGAGAUCCGAAGCUUAUCCAGCGAUUUUAAGAAUUCGGUGGAAAAGGAGAUGGAUGGAACUCGGAAAGCCGUCAACGCGCUUCAAGAAAUCCUAGGGCAAAAUGAGUUGGACUCGUCUAUGACGACAGGGAAACAAGAUCCCUACCUUUUGCGAUUGGCAGUGGAUCGUCAGCUUGAGAGACAACUCGACGAAGAGAAUUAUUUGCACAAGGCGUAUUUGAACCUCGAAUCGUCUGGUAGAGAGUUGGAGUCGAUCGUCGUGGGUGAGAUUCAAAAGUCUUACAACGCAUAUGUCGGUAUUAUCAAACGGGAAUCGGACGCAGCUUACAACGCCAUCGACGAACUCCGCGCCGGGCCUAUUGCGAUGCCCAAGGACUACGAGUGGAUUAGUUUCAUCCAAAGGGACUCGCAGUUUGUGGAUCCUGACGUUGCGAUGAGAUCCGCCGAGCACAUUCACUAUCCGGGACGAGAUCACUUUGCGUGCCAAGAAAUUCGUGCAGGUCUACUUGAGCGAAAGAGCAAGUAUCUGAAGAGCUACACAGCUGGAUGGUACGUAUUGUCACCAACUCACUUGCAUGAAUUCAAAUCUGCGGAUAAGACCCAGGCGCCGGUUAUGUCAUUGUAUCUACCAGAACAGAAACUCGGCUCCCACUCCACCGAAGGAGGCUCGUCCAACAAGUUUAUCCUAAAAGGCCGACAGACAGGAUCCAUGCACCGCGGUCACACGUGGGUCUUCCGUGCCGAAAGUCACGACACUAUGAUGGCUUGGUACGAGGACAUUAGAACACUCACCGAGAAGUCUCCCGAAGAACUUAGCAACUUUGUCCGAGGUCAUGCUCGCACGUAUUCUAGAACUUCACAGCGAACCACGAGCUCGGAUGGCAUGGUAGACGAGGAUGACGAAGAGCCUUUUGCGGUCGACCCCGCCGUCGCUAGCCCGGGCUCUCGCCAAGAGUCUCUCCAGAAUCGACCCGAGCCAGGGGGUAGGUUCCCUUCCGACCUUCAGAUUAACGCGCAGAGAGGCUUGCAAGUACCGCGCUCCCCCAGUAGUGCCGGCUCGGGGUACCUCGCCAACGAAUACACGAUGACGGGUGCGAAUGCGAACAACAUCGUAGACCGUGACGCGAUCGCCGUCGCCAAUGCCAGCGCGCUACCAGGCAGUGGUGUCGGCGAGAACUACCCCGGAAACAGGGCGUCGCAGCAGCUUCAGGUUGGACAGUCUUACGGGAACACACCGAGCGUGAGAAUGGACCAGGCACACAGUCACGCAGCAGUUAUUGACCAUCAGGCACGAGCAGAUGGCGUAAACCCGUACAGCGGAGAACCUAUCCUCCAACAGCCGCAACCCCAACGCGGCCCCUCAAUCGUAGCGGCGCCGAGACCGAAUUCCACGGACACGGCGCAGACUUUGGAAACGAAUACUAGUCUCGACUCGGCCGGCGCGUACGAGACUGUGGCGGGCGAUUCCCAACAGCAACAGCAGAAGCGAGACUCAUUGCUGGUUAUUGGAGCUGGGAAUAGCUUCAUGAAAGUAUUGCCUGGAACCGCGGUCGAGGGCGCGCCGUUCGCGACGGUAGCUAAUGGCCAGUAUGUUGUCCAGGGACAGAGACCGUAUGGCGAUCGCACGAAUAGCAAUCCGCAUGUUCCGGGGGAGUACCCUAGGAGCACGCCGGGGGCUUGCUAGAUUACUUUCGUGGCUUUCGUGGCUUGGAUGGGUGGGGGUGUUUGGUUUGAGGUAAACUAGAAUGGUUGGUUGGCUUGGUCGUUCUCCGUAUACUUACUUUUCUGACGAAGGUGGUUGCUGUUGUAGCGUGUUGAGUAAAAGUAAAAGAAGCGGUUUUUUUCUUCUAUUUAUACUUACCUACUUACGUCUUGGGGAGAUGGAUUGUCGGAUCCGGUGGGCGAGAGGUGCU